UUGUGCUCCUGAAGCGGGACCCGCCCAACGCAGCAUCCAUCUAGCGUCGCAUGUUCGUGCCUCCGCGCGUUUCUCGCUACUUGCUGCUAACGAACUCGGCAAAAUCACCGCGUGGGCAGGGCUAGGCGACGUCCUGACGGCUCUCGGGAAUGGCAGACCGCGAACGUGGAAGCUCAGUAGUGUUGCUAGCCUUCGUGCGUAGGCUCCAUGUCGCUUCUCGAUUCGAGUAAAAGGCACGGCGCAAGUGAAUGCAUAGUAGUGAGUCCCGAAACCUUGCAAGAAAGGAUCGGGACUGAGAGAAGAGGAACAAGUGAGAAGGACGAUGUCGGAGCAACGGGAGAGAAGGCAUGCGGAAGAAGAGGCAGACAUGGGACGAAGCGCGCAGAGCUGUGAAGUUGCGUCGGAGGAGCCCAAGUCCGCCAGCACGUUCUGGGGCAACAUGGCACGCUUCCGACCGAGUUUCCUGGGCGGCAAGGAGGAUGACUUCUUACCCGACCACUUGGGCCCCGUCAAGCAGCUAUAUUGCCGCACGGGCUUUAACCUAGCCGUCUACCCGGCGGGGACGGUCUUUGGCACCAAGGAACCUUUCAACAGAUACGCUGUGCUGGAGUUGUCAUCACCGGACAUAGGAGAAGUACGUAUCAAAGGAGUGGAAACGGGCCUGUACAUAUGCAUGGACGAGCAAGGCAAUGUAUAUGCAAAGGGCGAUCGGCUGGCUGACGACAGUAUCUUCCAUGAGAUGUACGAAGGCGGCUACAACAGCUACUUGAACAAGCAGCAUAAAGACAAAGGUUGGUACCUGGGCCUCAAGAAAUCGGGCCAUCCUAAGCCAGGCCACAGGACGGCCAGGGGCCAGAAAGCUGUGCAGUUCCUUCCGAGAGUUGCUCGGCCGCCUCGCCGUUGAGCUCCCAAGACUCGCCAAAGAAAACACAAGAAUCACCCGAGUUAUUUAUAGGAACAUCGAGAGUGCACCCUCCAACAUUUGGCACGAAAUCUGUCAACCUUCUCAUAAAAAAAGCUUCAUAAGCGAGGGUGGCAGGAUGUAUACGGACUCCGCUUCACGCCAGAAGGAAGUCGUGCGUACAGGGUAGUUGGGAAGGGAUGCUGGUUCGGAAAGGGUCGGCACGGUGCGACGAAAUGUGCGUGGAAAGUCUGAAGUUUCCACGUUGGGUCAUGCGCCUCCGUUUUGAUAUUAUCUUCAGGGGGUUCGUGAAAGAUAAGAAAUAUGUGCAGGAUAUGUCCGAUGGAGAAACAAAGAUAAGGUACGCUAGCAGUCAACACCUGGAAGGCUAACAAAGUAGACAAAUACGGGCAAAUCGUUCCAACAUGCUGUUUUGGCCGUGCAGAAAGUAUCCGUUUGUGAGAGGAGCACAAAGACGCGAAUGAUAAAUGAAGGCGUAUGUAGAUAAUGCGUAUGCGUGUAUAUUCAGAUCAGAAGAGCCUCAAGAUCCGCACACUGAAGUCUUUUCUUCUAGUGGGUCUGUUUCUUCUUUGGACCACAAGAGGAACAGUCUGUUUGAAAUAUCGGCGGAUCCGGUCCUGGCGCUUAUCCCUCUACUCGCAGUCAUAUAUAGAUUUCCUUCUGCGAACUCGUCUUGCGUGCAGUCUUUGCUCGAAAAUGUGCGACCUUAUGGGUCUAGUAGACUCCCCUACAACUACGGAUCCAUCCGUUUUCCUACCCACUUCCGAACGGUUGAAAUGAACUAAAACAGUGAAUAUUUUGAGAAUAUCUUCGUUUUCUUUUUAAGUUGUGUAACCUUUGCUUUUGGACAUGUGUCUCUCGAAUGACAACACCAAAAAGUUGCUGAGACCACAGUUCUAGAAUGCUCUAGUGUGCCCUUUCCCUCAAAAUCAUUCCAAUUUAAGUUUAUUCAAUGACGACACCCCUCCAGAGUGCACUUCGAAGAGGCGAAACCGCCGCCAUAAUGUAGGUGCCCCGAAGUUUGGUCCCGGUUUGCGUUCGGUGACACAUGCUAUUUAGAGGGUUGAAAGCAUGAAAAUUACUUGGAUAUAGUGGAAAUAAUAUUCCUACAGUUUUUUAUGUGUAUUCAAUUCAAUUCAAUUCAAUAUUCCUACAGUACAAUAACUUUGAGACACCAAAUGUACGGUGAAUCCGAUGUGGGUGAAGUCCUGGACAGUCAAAACCUGAGGACCUACAUUAUGGCGGCAAAUCUGCUAGCGAUAGUGGCGCUGUCCUGCGGAUGACGUAGUGUGAAUAAACUCUCUACACACAGGCUAUCUGGUGAAUAAGAUCCGCGACGUAUCCUCCAUCCACGUGCUUUGUGCGCCUAGUGCGUUCCCCAAGCUCGGGCUUUGCUCGUCGUGCGAUUUAACUUUCCUGCGACGACAUUAUUGAAAUUCCAUUAGAAAGAGUAACUGUUCUUGAAACCAAACAAAAAGUCAGGGCUGAACGGCAGAAUUUAAACCGCAACAGAAUAGCAUAAGCGUUUGUGUGAUCUCAUCCAGCGAAAGAGGACUCUUUGGCCGCUAUCUACGAGUGACUAUAUUCGUGUGGAGGAGACGACCACGUUAUACUCGAUUUGAAGUCCUGUCCACACGCAUGGACGAUGCGGGACGACCUUGGCCACAGAAAUGGUAGUGCACCCUUAAAUUCUACGCGGUUGCAAAUUACAUAGUGACAAUACUCUUCUUGCCGAAGUUCUUCCGGUAUACUUUACGGGGACGUCAAUGACUGAUAUAGAGAACGAGAGGUCAUUCUCCUAUAACGAAGACUGGUUUCUGUUCACAGUUUUAUUCCUCGCCAUUGUAUGUGCUACAUCUAAAACAUCGCUAGACGUGGAGUCUGCAAUUUCGCUACGGAUUGAGACAGACUGUUCCUGGCAUUCCUCGUAAUAAUUGUAACAGAUUUUUGGGAUCGAUGUUAGACGUUUUUAUCUUUUUCAGAGGCAUUGUUCCGUCUAACGUUCGCUACAGGUACAUACGAGUUCUAAAUGUGAACUGCCUCAACUGUGAAAUCGCUGCUCCUGAAAAACGUUGCUGAAGCACCGCGGAGAGAAUGGAAAACUUUCCGGGCCCAGACCUGUCGAUAUUUUGCAAAUCCGUCGCAAAUCCGUCGCAGUGGCACCGUCAGGUCUCCCGUCAGAAAUCCUGCAACUGAGCUGUUGAUCCUGAAAUAAAUACCUUACU
This is a messenger RNA of Ornithodoros turicata, 3147 nucleotides long. It is a transcript of the gene bnl, whose product is annotated as fibroblast growth factor 1-like. The transcript is spliced from 4 exons. Gene Ontology annotation, cellular component: cytoplasm. Bases 323 to 904 code for a protein of 193 amino acids. Gene Ontology annotation, molecular function: fibroblast growth factor receptor binding; growth factor activity. Gene Ontology annotation, biological process: positive regulation of cell population proliferation; animal organ morphogenesis; regulation of cell migration. The record is from RefSeq and is a predicted model, not a curated record. Lineage: Eukaryota; Metazoa; Arthropoda; Arachnida; Ixodida; Argasidae.